CAUCUUGUUCCCUGCCACCACGAUGAACCGGUCUCCCUCUUUGGAUGCCGGUGCGCACAGUGAUUCCGCUCGAACACCCAGUGCGGGAACGCUCAAUGAGUCCAGAGGCAGCGAUGUCGAGAAAGGACCAGUUGAGGUAGAGAAGAAGGGCGGCUUCCGAAAUCUCCAGGCACAAGAGGACGCAAAGGCAGCUCAAACAGUUGACCCUUACGCGCCCACCGAUGGGGGUCUGCAGGCGUGGUUGUCGGUCGGGGGCGGAUUCCUUGUCACCUUUAGUGCGUUUGGCAUAGUGAGCUCGUAUGGAGCUUUCAGCGACUUCUACAACACGGACUACCUCACCCACUUCUCGCCGACGGUCAUUUCCAUGAUCGGUGCGAUACAGAUCUUCUUGUUCUAUCUCUUCAGUGGCCUGUCUGGGACGCUUUUCGAUGCUUAUGGACCGCGCGUCCUCAUUCCAGUCAGCGGGAUCAUCUGCGUCUUUGCCAUGUUCAUGCUGUCGAUCACGAAACCAGAGCAAAUCUACCAGCAAUAUUUGUCUCAGGGUGUCUUGUACCCCAUUGGCGCUUCGUUGGGGUUCUUCCCCGCAGCUAAUGUGAUCACUCAUUGGUUCCGUCGGCGUGUUGCGUAUGCACUUGGCUGCGUCAUCGCGGGGUCUGGUGUCGGGGGCAUCGUCUUCCCGAUCAUGCUCACGCGUUUAAUUCCCCGCAUCGGCUUCGGCUGGUCUGUGCGCAUUAUCGCAUUCAUUAUGCUCUUUUGUUAUGCUGUCGCGUCCGUCACCAUCACUGCGCGGCGACCCCGUAAACCCCUCCCUCCUCUUUGGAAGAUGGUCGACUUUGAUGGAUUCCGCGAUCUGCGCUAUACCUUCCUCGUCAUUGCCGUCUUCUUCAACAUCAUCGCCAUCUUCAAUCCGUUCUUCUACGUUGGCCUUUAUGGCCUGACCCUCCAUCCCGAGUCGACACUUUUGCCCUAUGCCCUGUCUAUUCUUAACGCGUGCUCGGUCCUUGGGCGGAUCUUCCCAGCGCUUCUGGCAGAUAAGCUCGGGCGGUUCAACGUUAUAAGCGUGUUCACGCUCAUCAGUGCACUCUUGAAUCUAGCGAUGUGGUACAACGUGACGGGAGAGGGUGUUACAGUUGCCUUCGCUGCGCUGUAUGGCUUUUUCUCCGGAUCAUACUUCUCCAUCAUCCCCGCUUGCAUCACAAUGAUAUCGCCCAUAGACAAAAUCGGCGCGCGGAUCGGUACGCUAUUUAUGUUCAUGUCAUUCGGUGCCCUUGCGGGCACGCCGAUCGGAGGCGUCUUCAUUCGAGAAAGGACCAAAGACCAUUUCCAGCAUCUCAUUGCAUUUUCGGGAUCAAUUGGCCUUUUGGCUGCCGUUUUCUUUUUUGCUGCGCGCUUUGCGUAUAGCAAACAACUUCUUUCGAUCGUAUAAACACGAUGUAACGCUCCCGUAGCGAUGCUAGUAGUGGACGCAGUGUUAUUUGCAUGUUUAAUACUGUUGUUGUUUGUAGACCUGCCUGUUGAGUAUAAUAUAUCGCGUUGCGCCAUCUUGCACCACCG
Heterobasidion irregulare TC 32-1 is the source of this 1554-nucleotide messenger RNA. RefSeq names its product MFS monocarboxylate transporter. Gene Ontology annotation, molecular function: transmembrane transporter activity. The transcript is spliced from 9 exons. NCBI's taxonomy places the organism in Eukaryota, Fungi, Basidiomycota, Agaricomycetes, Russulales, Bondarzewiaceae. The record is from RefSeq and is a predicted model, not a curated record. Gene Ontology annotation, cellular component: fungal-type vacuole membrane. Gene Ontology annotation, biological process: transmembrane transport. Bases 23 to 1426 code for a protein of 467 amino acids.